Polypterus senegalus (gray bichir) is the source of this 3156-nucleotide messenger RNA. RefSeq names its product ankyrin repeat domain 29 (gene ankrd29). NCBI's taxonomy places the organism in Eukaryota, Metazoa, Chordata, Cladistia, Polypteriformes, Polypteridae. Gene Ontology annotation, molecular function: RNA binding; RNA nuclease activity; protein binding. Gene Ontology annotation, biological process: RNA processing. The record is from RefSeq and is a predicted model, not a curated record. The transcript is spliced from 10 exons. The coding region runs from base 301 to 1197 and encodes 298 amino acids.
ACGUGCAAUCUUGAAUUCAGCUCUACACUCACACUGCAUUCACUGCUGGGGAUCUUGUUAUCCCGCAGAGCAGCGCAGCCCAGCAGAGCCCAGCCCAGCCUAGAUCACGCAGUCGCCGACUCGGAGUCGAGAGCCCUGCGCACCCUUAGCUGGCAGCGUACGGAGAUCGGCGCGGCUCACUGCGGACCCCGUCAGACCCAGUCAGACUUGCAUGGAUCGACAAAGCAGCCCGCUGCUACAGGAACAACACCGCGCCGCCCACACUGACACCCGCCGGAUCUUCUGAGACAUGCACUUGCCAUGUCAUUCAAGAAGGAAACACCUCUUGCCAAUGCUGUUUUCUGGGCUGCAAGAAAAGGAAACUUGGCUGUCCUUCAGCUGCUAUUAAACAGCGGACGAGUUGACGUGGACUGCAAGGAUAAUACAGGCACCACUACGCUAAUGGUUGCAUCAUACAGUGGACACACAGAUUGUGUACGAGAGCUGAUCUUACAAGGAGCGGAUAUCAAUCUGCAGAGAGAGACUGGUUCCACCUCAUUGUUCUUUGCAGCACAACAAGGAAAUAAUGACAUUGUGAAACUGCUGUUUGAGUAUGGUGCUUCUACUGAGUUCCAAACCAAGGAAGGUGGAACUGCAUUAUCAGCUGCUUGUCAAUACGGUCACUCUACUGUGGUGGAGACAUUGCUGAAAAAUGGUGCUAAUGUUCAUGAUGAACUACAUGAUGGUGCUACUCCUCUUUUUCUUGCCGCACAGGAAGGUCAUGUAACUAUAGUACGUCAGCUUUUAGCAAGUGGUGCCAGAGUAAACCAGCCUCGGGUGGAUGGGACAGCUCCAUUGUGGAUGGCAGCACAGAUGGGACACAGUGAAGUAGUGAAGAUACUAUUACUUCGAGGUGCUGACCGAGAUGCAGACAGAAAAGAUGGAUCAACGCCCUUGUUCAAGGCUGCAUACAAAGGACACAAUGAUGUCAUAGAAGAACUUCUCAAAUUCUCUCCAUCACUUGGCCUUUUAAAGAAUGGCUCAACAGCCCUCCAUGCUGCCGUUCUGGGAGGAAAUGUAAGAUCAGUGGUCCUAUUACUAGAAGCUGGAGCCGAUGUCACACUGAGGAAUAAGGAUAAUGAAACUGCAGCGGAUCUUACAAAAAAUGAGCGGAUCCUCAGAGUUUUACGGACAAAAGGAGCACGUAAAAGCAACUGAAAGGACCAGUGAGCUCAACAGCUAAUAAAAAGACAGAGAAUUUCCAAAGGAGACCCUACUAAACACUUGAAAGAGAAGAUUUUGGUGCCUGCAUUAUUUUAUAGAAGGGUGGCAUUUACAAAAAUAGCCAUAGAAUACAAAAACAGGUAAAAGCAAUAAAAGUCCAGAAAGUCAGCUUUCUGUACAUAAAUCUUCUUUCUUUCUUAAUGCCUUCCUCCACCACAGCUGUAUUUUUAAAACACAGAGUGGAGUUUCUACAGAAAUGUACAUGAGCUGACCAAUAAUCACAUAAAGGGCUGCACCUCAAGAAAAUGCAGGUUAUAUGGAACAUAUACAUUUCUGGAGAUGUAUUGUUUCACUUGUAUCUUUGGAUGGAAAACAUCACCGUUAAAAUUAAUCUUUUCUUUAAAAGAUUUCAGUUUUUGCUUGACUACUCAAGUAAAUCUUUUCAGUUUAUGCUUGCUUCUAUCUUAGGUAUUUUUGAGCAUUUUAACAUUGAAAAAAGAACAUGCUGCAUCCAGCAGAUAUAUAUAAAAUAUAAUAAGGCAUAUAGUUCAACUAUUAUGGGACAAACAAAUCUGAUAUUAUUUGUCUUGAUUUCAGCCAUUGCAAACUAUCUAUCCUGUAUAUAUACAGUAUACACACAAAGACUUUUCAAUUUAUUAGGUACAUCUGUCUAGUAGCAUAUUAUGCCUCCUUUUGGCAUUUAGAUUUCCAUUAAUUUUUCUUGCCAUGGAUUCUACAAAAUACUGAAGUUGUUAUUCAGGAAUUUCAACAGCUGCACAAUCUUGCUGCAAACAGCCCUUUCCUCUUCAUCCCAAACAUGCUCAAUAAGCUGAGAUCUGGGGAUUCUGCCAGUCACUGAAGCCAUGAAAACUUGCAGUCAGUUCCUCGAAUCAUUCACUGAUACGUGCCUUGUGUCAGGGUACAUUAUCAUUCUGGAAGUUUAAUUUGAAAGUGGAUAAACUGUAGACAUGAAGGAAUUAACUUGGUCAGGAAUGAUGUUAAGAUGCACUCUGCCAUUAAUACAUUCUUAAUUGGGUUUCAGGAGCCCUUCUGUGUGCCAUGAAAACAUUCUCCACUCCAUCACACUGCCACCACCGGCUUGUACUGUUGACAUCAACCAACUGACAUCAACAAACUGAGAACCUUCCAUCAGCAUGAUGAAAAAAGAACCUGGAUUUGUCCAACCAAGCAACUUUUUUCCACCUUUUAAUAGUCCGGUUUUGAUGCUUCUGUACCCAUAGGAGAUGUGCUCUCUUUUUUUUUCCAGACAACACUGGCAUUCAUCAUGGUCUUCGAGUGUUGUGGCCCAUUUGAUACAAAGUCCAAUAAGUAGUGCAUUCAGAGAUGACAUUCCACACAGAAGUGGUGAAUUGGCCUGAGUGGGGCUUGUCUGUUUGUUUGUAUGUAAUGUUUGAUCCAUCACAGAAAAUGCAAAUUACUCAAGAGUUUAUUAAACUUGAUACAAGAAGGAAUUAAGUACUAAGCAGUUACCAUUGCUAUGCAAAAUUCAUAUAUUUUGUGUACUCAUCUGUCCAUCCAUUCACUGAAACAGCUUAGUGUCAUUUAUAUCCUAUCACUCCAAAAGAAAGAGAUUAACAUAUACAUACUGUAUUCUUAUUGCUGAAUUAUAACUUUAAAUUACUUUAUUAAUACCCUAAGUGUAAGUGUCAUUUUAUAAUGACAGUCCAUCUACUUUCUGCAGGUAACAAGAAAAAGAUAUUGUUUCUUUAUGGAUUGUGUCUUUGCAAAAUGUUUACUACACAAACAGCAUCAGAUGUAGUCACAAGACAAAUCCUUAAAUGAGAUCAAAGGUUGACACUAGCCUGAUUAUUGGGAGCAAAGUUUUAGCAGCUGGGUAACAAAACCAUCAAUAAUGUUCAACACAUCAUUUUUUAACACAUUAUUGUGUGUAUGUGAACUAUAUAUGUGUAUGUAUAUAUUUACUGGGCGGCA